AAGGCAAAGAUGGCUGCUCGUCAGAGGUUUCUAGCGGUAUGGAAGGCUCAUGGAAUAACUAUCAGCUCAACAGAGAGAAGAUUACGCUCCCGUUGCCUCUCCACUGGCACAGGGGAAAAGGGGAGGAUGAGUGGGAGCAGGGUGUUCUGGCUCUACGCCAUGCCAGUCACCGCCUUCUGUCUUGGUACCUGGCAGGUCUACAGACUCCGGUGGAAGAAGAGACUCGUAUCUGACCUGGAGAGGCGGACCUCCCAACCUCCCAUCACCCUCCCUGAAAAUGUUCUGGAGAGGCUGGAUGAACUGGAGUAUCGUCGGGUGGAGCUGCAUGGAGUCUUCGACCACUCCCGGGAGCUCUACGUUUGGCCCCGCCCACUAAUUUCCGAUGAUGUAGUCCCCAAGGGAGGGCGGGGGAGGACGGGCGGGGCACUUGGCGGGAAGGGCCCACAACCAGGGGCUUUUGUCAUCACACCUUUCCAUUGCCGGGAGACAAAUGGUCUGAUAUUAGUGAACCGAGGGUGGGUCCCUAGGCAACAGAUGCACCCCUCCACGCGACCAGAGGGACAGAUAGAGGGAGAGGUGGCCCUCACUGCCAUCCUCAGGAAAACCGAGAAGAGGCUUCCGUUUGCUCCCAGGAACAAUGCGGACGAUAGCCACUGGAACUGCAAGGACAUUGACAGGAUGUCACAAGUGGCAGGCACAGAGCCUAUACUUGUGGAUGCCGACGCCACCACCACAGUCCCUGGAGGCCCCAUUGGAGGUCAAACAAGAGUCAACCUCCGCAAUGAACACCUGCAAUACAUCAUUACUUGGUAUGGGCUAUCACUAGCUACCUUCUACCUGGCAAGACAGUUUAUGAAAGGGAGAAUGUUCCGAUAG
Messenger RNA from Geodia barretti, 876 nucleotides. The record is from the annotation of a GenBank genome assembly. Lineage: Eukaryota; Metazoa; Porifera; Demospongiae; Tetractinellida; Geodiidae.